Molecule: messenger RNA, 756 nt
Organism: Amphimedon queenslandica
Lineage: Eukaryota; Metazoa; Porifera; Demospongiae; Haplosclerida; Niphatidae
Source: the annotation of a RefSeq genome assembly
AUGAACAUACGGGAGCUGAAAGGAAGGAAAGAAGCGUUAGGGAAUUGAGGAUACGGGGAUGCCCCGGAGCCCUGGCAAUUGGGGUUACAAGAUCCGGGGUGCUAUUUGAUGGAGGACAUCGUACAGUUUCAUGAUUGGAUAAUGUACAUACUGGUUCUUAUUUUAUCUUUUGUGCUGUGGUUAAUAGUUAGAGCGCUGACAACAAAUAGCACAAAUAUGUAUUUAGUGGACGCACCGGUAAUAGAAAUUAUUUGGACUUUAAUUCCUGCAGGGGUGUUAAUGUUUAUAGCCCUACCAUCUUUGAAAUUGUUGUAUUUAAUGGACGAAAUCGGGGAGCCGGCUUUAACCAUUAAAGCCGUGGGGCACCAGUGGUACUGAUCUUAUGAGUACUCGGAUUAUGGAAAUAGCACAGUGGAAUUCGACUCAUAUAUGAUUCCAACAUCAGAUUUAAACAGUGGGGAUUUGAGAUUAUUAGAGGUAGAUAAUAGAUUGGUAGUGCCAAUACACACCCAAGUAAGAGUAUUGGUAACGGGGGCAGAUGUGUUACACUCUUUUGCGGUGCCGUCAUUAGCAGUUAAAAUUGAUGCGGUACCAGGGAGGUUGAAUCAAACUAACUUUUUAAUUAAAAGACCGGGAGUAUAUUAUGGGCAAUGCUCAGAAAUAUGUGGGGCAAAUCAUUCAUUUAUGCCUAUUGUAAUAGAGGGAGUGGCAAUGGAGAAAUACACUAAUUGAAUUGGAGCACUUUUAUCGGAAUAG